AUGUUACAUUUUAUUGGCACUCCUGUUUUGUACUCUAAGUUCGUACCAGUUGCGAGCGGGCGACCCAGAGCCGCAAUUAGGGCCGGGCUUGGUUCGUCGGCGGCGGUGGCGGCGGUGGCGGCGGUGAGCUCAAGGCCGCGACCGAACGGUACGCGUACCGUAUGCUCCGGGUACCGGUACCGAUAUGCGCAAAGUCACGACUCCGCUCGCCAGGGAGGCUUAGUCGAAGUGGCCGGCCUGGUGCAUCAAUCGCUGUGCACAAGGUUCAAGGCCGCGUAUCGGGCGGUGAGCGCGGGGAUCGAUCGCGUCAGGCGCGCGCCGCUAAGUAGAUUUUCGCGCGAC
Iphiclides podalirius (scarce swallowtail) is the source of this 342-nucleotide messenger RNA. NCBI's taxonomy places the organism in Eukaryota, Metazoa, Arthropoda, Insecta, Lepidoptera, Papilionidae. The record is from the annotation of a GenBank genome assembly.